Messenger RNA from Symbiodinium natans, 378 nucleotides. The record is from the annotation of a GenBank genome assembly. NCBI's taxonomy places the organism in Eukaryota, Dinophyceae, Suessiales, Symbiodiniaceae.
AUGUCAUCACAUUGGCAGGAGAAGGACUGGCUGGCCAGACAGCCCAAGCCAUGUCAGGUUUGCUCAGGCUCCGGCAAGUGCAUCGGAUGCUUGGGCAUCGGCUCGAAUCCUGUGAUGUACCUGGCAGCCAACGUGAACCGACACAACACGAAGGGAGCCUACGGCCGGCGAUUGCAAGGCUGUGAUGGCUGCUUCGGGUUCAAGCAGAACAUGAUGGCUGAGCUCAAAAAGGGCACCGGUCGCUGUCCAAACUGCGACGGCUGGGGCAAGAUCCGGCCUGACAUAGACCUCACUUCGCCGACGGGGCGAACGAAGAGGAACAGCAUCUGCGCUCAACCCACUGGACGGAAGCUUACCUCCGCAUGGUCAGGUCUCUGA